This is a messenger RNA of Phaedon cochleariae (mustard beetle), 249 nucleotides long. Lineage: Eukaryota; Metazoa; Arthropoda; Insecta; Coleoptera; Chrysomelidae. The record is from the annotation of a GenBank genome assembly.
AUGAACGGUGUCUGCGUGAGGUGGCGUGGCUGGAUCGAUGUAGAGCGUCUCGACGGCGUAGGCUGUCUGGAAUACAACGAAGAGAGGGCUGCACAAGAAGACGCCUUGCUUCGCGAGCAAAUCGAGCGCUACAACCAGAGGCUCAGGGAGUUCGAGGACAAGCAGCGGGGGUAUAGACAGGAGCGGCAGGACCACCAGGAUCUGGAGGUACGUCACGGGAUGCAGAGGCAGUAUAUGAAACUGUUUUGA